AUGGCGCCGGACGCCAACUACCACGACACUACAGAAUCUCACUGCCGCCAGCGGCGCCCGAGUGCAACCAUCAUGCUAGUGCCGGACCUUGCCUCGCCUGACCCGGCCGACGUCGACGGGGCCACCCCCCUGUCAGACUUCGGCACACCUUCGUCGCCGACAAGCAGCACCAGGUCGUCUCACCACCGACUCCCGCUGCACUACGCACAUUCUCACCACCUUGCCAACCAGCCGAAGCCCCGCCAGUAUCAACGUCGCUCGUACGCACACUCUCACCACCUACACAACCAGACAUCGCCAAGCCUUGGCGCGCACCCGUGUGAGGCAUCGCCUCCAAACACCUUUGCUCGUCCCCCUGCCACUUCCAUCUCAAAUUCAUCAGCGUAUGCCAUGUCGCGUCACGACUCGGACAUGUCGUCUGCCGCAGAGGAAGGCGCGGCUGGGCCAGUACCCACCGAGGGCACUGCGCUGAUUGCCGAAAACGACAAGGGCAACUGGUACCACGGUCCCCUGUUUAUGACGGCUGUGAAGUUGGGCAUACUGUUUGUGUGCUUUAGCGGCCUCUUGCUUGGGACACUCUACUUUGGCAUGCCCAACGUUGCAGAUGAGGACCGUCCCGCGCUCAAGAUUCCGCACAGCUUUGCAGAACUCCAGGCUCUCAAUGAACUGCUGCACAAGUACAAGGGCCUGUACCCCUGGCGUCUGUGUUUGUGUGGAUUCGUGGCUUACCUCUAUGUGCAAGCCUUCACUCUUCCGGGAUCAAUGUACAUUUCGAUCCUGUUUGGAGCGGCCUUUGGCAUCGUUCCAGGCCUGAUCCUCUCCUGCUUGGGCGACUCGUGCGGCUCGAUUCUCUGCUACACCCUGUCGGCGAUUCUCGCACCGCCACUCCUCGAGUUGCCCUUUUACCGCAGGAAACUCGAGUCGUGGCGCAAGAAGAUCAUGGGCGACCCAGACAAGGGCGAGGAGGUCGGCUGGGACAGUGUGUUUACGGUCCUCGUCGUCCUGCGCAUCAUGCCCCUGCCCCCACACUGGAUGGCAAACUUUGUCGCUCCCCACCUCGGCAUCGGCAUGGGAAUGUUCUGGCUCACAUGUUUCAUUGGCAUUGCCCCCGUGUCUGUUAUCCACGUCACCAUCGGUUCGUCGCUCGAUCAAAUGUCCUCGGCCGAGGACUUUCACAUUCUCUCGGUCCGCAACGUUCUUGGACUCGGCGCUGUCAUUGUUGCUGUCCUCAUUCCUGUCGGACUCAAGCGUGUCUUCCGCAAGGACCUCGGCGAGUUUGCGGACGAGGAAGAGGAGACAGCGCUCGUCGAGGGCCUCGACAACCUGGAGGACAUUCCGGCUCCCAUUCCUGUCGAAUUCGAUGAGCAUGGCCUUCCGAGGAGGUAUCAGGCUGUCGAUUCUGGCGUGCUUCUCGCCGGCCCAUCGGAGGGAGACCCGGCGUUCGACCUCGAGCCCGAGACACGUCCGCCGAGGAGCCAGGGCAAGAGCCGCGGCGUCCACAUUAUUGCCAGCAUUGAAGAAGCAGACUCGGAUGGCCCAGCCUACGAACUCGGCCACACUGCUGGCAACGUUGGCCCGUCAAAUGGAAAGACCCGCUCAGGCUUCCGGCCGCUUACCGGUUACGGCGCCAUCGAGCCCGUGGCGUCUGGAGAACAGCAUGCAGGCCCGUCAACUCGCUGGUGGCGCUUUGCUGGCAACUAG
Molecule: messenger RNA, 1701 nt
Organism: Apiotrichum porosum
Lineage: Eukaryota; Fungi; Basidiomycota; Tremellomycetes; Trichosporonales; Trichosporonaceae
Exons: 4
Coding region: 1-1701 (566 amino acids)
Cellular component (GO): endoplasmic reticulum membrane
Source: RefSeq, a predicted model, not a curated record